GUUGUUCAUUUUAGCAUGGCGAAUCUCGGAGUUCACAGAAUCCUUCUUUUGGUUAUUUCUUUGACAAAGAGUCUGGAGAGUACAAAACUGUUGACAGACCUUAAAAACUGUGGCGACUUGGAAUGUGAAACUUUAAUAAGCAGAGUCUUAGCCGUGAGAGAUUACAGAGGACCUGACUGCCGAUACCUGAACUUCACUAAGGGAGAAGAGAUAUCUGUUUAUGUUAAACUUGCAGGAGAAAGGGAAGAUUUGUGGGCAGGAAGUAAAGGCAAGGACUUUGGAUAUUUUCCCAGAGAUGCAGUCCAGAUUGAAGAGGUGUUCAUAUCUGAGGAAGUUCAAUUAUCAACUAAAGAAUCUGACUUUCUUUGUCUUCUUGGAGUAAGCUACAUAUUUGAGAAUGAAGAUAGUGAGUUCAACAGUGAUAACGAUGAAACUAUAUAUCCAUAUGAAGAAGACAAAGACCAAAAAUUUAGUGUAUAUGAAAGUGAUUUUCAGAUAGACUCUGAAUUUUAUUCAACUUCUGAAAGCACUUUGUUAGAAGACCAAUUUCUAGCAGUAGAGGCUCCAGAUGGUAUCAGAAGUACCAGUGAAUCAAAAGACUGGGAAGAAGUAGAAGCCGGAAGUGUGGAACAUGAUACUGUCAAAGAAGAAGCCCAAGAUCAAAUUCCAGAAGUGGAUGAUGUCCCACCAUCCUCAGCUGUGCCUGAAGUGAGAGGGUGGUUUGGACUGAGAAGGGCACAAGAUGAAGGGAAGGCCUUUGAAUCAGUUGUUGAACCUCUGCAAGAAAGCUCAUUUCAAAGUAGAAAAUUAGCAGUGGUAGAUGAGAAUGACCUAGAGGAAUUAAAUAACGAUGAGCCUCAUAUAGAACAUAAGCAAGAAACUGAAUCCGAAUUUGAUUCAGUGCCAAAGAAGCAGUCUGAACUAGUGUCUGAGUCUGAGCACAUUCUCAAACCUCAAGCCACUGGUUGGUUUGGUGGUAGAUUUAUAAGUUACUUAGGUUUUGAAGGUGAGGAUACAGAGCUUGAGCUAUUGUCCAAAGAAAGCAAUCACCUACUGCAAGAUGUUUCCAAUCCCAUAUCACCUGAUGAAGAACCUACAGUUCCAUGUACAGAAAGGUUAGUAGAAAAAGAAGACCCAAUCACUAAUGAUAGCUCAUUUCUCAAGUCAAGUUGGUUUGAUUUUGGUUUAGGUAUAUUAGGCUUUGCAUACGUCAAUGAAGAUAAAAUUAUUUCAGAUGACAGAAAAGAUGAAGAAGGAGGUAGAGGUAAUAAACAUGAGCAUCCUCCAGAAAGUGAAUGUGGCCCAGAUGAGGAACAAGAAACAGAAAUAAUAAAAACUAUGGAAACUGAAGAUCAAAUAGACAAGAAAAGAGUCUUAGAGAAAACAGAUGAUUCUGAUACCUUACCAUAUUUUAAAAAGUUCUUAUAUAAUUUUGACAAUCCUUGGAACUUCCAGAACAUUCCGAAGGAAACAGAGUUGUCAUUUCGCAAGCAGAUACUGGAUGAAGAUACUAUAGUUGAAAAUGAUGAAACAGAAGAAUUUUCUGUUGAAAAUCAUCCCACAGAUAAUACGAAAGUUAUGAUGUCUAAAAGCAGAUACAGUCAGUCAGAUACAGCCUCUAAAAUAGAGUUACCUACUCAUGAAGAAGUACAUUUUAAAACUCCAUCUUCUGAAAAUAAUGAUGAAAAAUCCAAAUCAUCACUAGUGACUGAAGGGCAUACUGAGGUAGAAAUCUACAGAUUUGUGGACAAUACUCUGUUAAACAGCCAGAUGUUUUCAGCUGAUAACUCUUUGUCUUCUGAAAAUUACAUUCCUCAAAAAGAAGAUGCUUUCGAGUUUCAGAUUCUGAAAUAUUUACUUCAAAUUGAUGUUUAUGAUUUCAUGAGUUCUGCAUUUUCACCAAUUGUAAUUCUUAAAGAAAAGGUUGUGGCAGUGUUGCCUGAAGAUAUGAGACCAGGUCCUAAUCCUUAUGGUCUUCCAUGGGAAUUGGUGAUAGGUGCAGCUAUUUUUGGAUUUUUUGCUGUUCUCUUGUUUUUGUGGAGAAGUUUUCGUUCGGUUAGAAGCCGACUUUAUUUGGGUAGAGAGAAAAAGCUUGCUUUAAAACUUUCUGCACUAAUUGAAGAAAAAUGUAAACUACUUGAAAAAUUUAGCCUUGUUCAAAAAGAGUAUGAAAGCUUAGAGUCAUCUUUAAAGGAUGAGAAGGAGCCAACAGAAGUACACAGUUUGGAGGCAACCUGUAAAAAGCUGGACAGGUCUAAAUCGGAACUUGAGGAUGAAAUACUGUUUCUAGAAAAAGAGUUAAAAGAAGAGAAAUCCAAACAUUCUGAACAAGAUGAAUUGAUGACAGGUGUUUCAGAAAGGAUACAGUCCCUAGAAGAUGAAUCAAAAUCUAUCAAAUCACAAGUAGCUGAAGCGAAAAUGACCUUCAGAAUAUUUCAAAUGAAUGAAGAACGACUUAAGGUAGCAAUAAAAGAUGCUUUGAAUGCAAAUUCCCAACUGCAGGAAAACCAGAAACAGCUUGUACAGGAAGCUGAAGAAUGGAAAGAACAAUUGAGUGAACUUAAUAAACAGAAAAUAACAUUUGAGGACUCCAGAGUACAAGCAGAACAAGUUCUGAAUGAUAAAGAAAAUCAGAUCAAGUCCCUGACUGAACGCUUGAAAGAUUGGGCUGCUGUGCUUGGAGAAGACGUGAUGGAUAAUGAUAACUUGGAAUUGGAAAUGAAGAGUGAAUCAGAAAAUGGUGCCCAUUUAGAUGAUCAGCCAGGAGGAGCUUUGAAGAAACUGAUCUACGCUGCUAAGUUAAAUGCUUCCUUAAAAACCCUAGAAGGUGAAAGAAACCAAAUUUACAUUCAAUUAUCUGAAGCAGAUAAAACAAAGGAAGAGCUUACAGAGCGUAUUAAAGAUCUCCAGACUGAGCAGUCAUCUUUGCAGUCAGAAUAUACACAGCUUGAAAAUGAGAAUCAAAAGCUUCAGCAGAAACUGAAAGUAAUGACAGAACUGUAUCAAGAAAAUGAAAUGAAACUUCACAGGAAAUUAACAGUAGAAGAAAAUUACCGGUUAGACAAAGAGGAGAAACUUGCCAAAGCAGAUGAAAAGCUCAGUCAUGCGGCUGAAGAACUGGAGAUCUAUAGAAAGCGAACCAAAGAUCUUGAAGAAGAAUUGGAGAGAACCAUCCUUUCUUAUCAAGGGCAGAUUACUUCUCAUGAGAAAAAAGCACAUGAUAAUUGGUUGGCAGCUCGGACUGCUGAAAGAAACCUCAAUGAUUUAAGGAAAGAAAAUGCUUACAACAGACAAAAAUUAACUGAAACAGAGUUUAAAUGUGAACUUUUAGAGAAAGAUCCUUACGCACUUGAUGUUCCAAAUGCGACAUUUGGCAGAGAGCAUUCCCCAUAUGGUCCCUCACCAUUGGGUCGGCCUUCAUCUGAAACGAGAGCUUUUCUCUCCCCUCCAACUUUGUUGGAGGGUCCACUCAGACUUUCACCUUUGCUUCCAGGGGGAGGAGGAAGAGAUUCAAGAGGACCAGGGAAUCUUCUGGACCAUCAGAUUACCAAUGAGAGAGGGGAAUCAAGCUAUGAUAGGUUACUUGAUCCUCAAAGAGCAGCUUCUGACACUGGUUCCUUGUCUCCUCCAUGGGAACAAGAUCGUAGGAUGAUGAUCCCUCCAUCAGGCCAACCAUAUCCUGAUCCAGCUCUUCCUCCACAAAGGCAAGAUAGAUACUAUUCUAAUUCUGGUAGACUGUCUGGACCAGCAGAGCUCAGAAGUUGUAAUAUGCCUUCUAUGGAUAAAACGGAUGGGCCAAUGUCUUCAGAAAUGGAAUCCAGUAAAAAUUACCCCAAAGAAGAUCUUGGUAAUUUAAAUGUGCCUGAUUCGUCUCUCCCUGCCGAAAGUGAAGCAGCUAGACCUGGCUUUGUUCCUCCACCUCUUCCUCCAGUCCGAGGUCCGGUAUUUCCAAUGGACGCAAGGGGGCCUUUCCUGAGAAGAGGGCCUCCUUUUCCUCCACCUCCUCCUGGAAGCAUGUUUGGACCUUCCCGAGACUAUUUUCCACCAAGGGAUUUCUUUGGCCCGCCACAUCCUCCAUUAGCAAUGAGAAACGUCUAUUCACCAAGGGGUUUUCCUCCUUAUCUUCCCCCAAGACCUGGCUUUUACCCCCCACCCCCACAUCCUGAAAGUAGAAGUGAAUUCCCUCCAGCGUUGACUGCACCUUCAGAUGAGCCUGCUGCUGAACGUCCAGAACCACAGCAAGAAACUUGACAAUACUUUUGGUUUCUCUUCAAAAGGAAUUUUGACUUCUCUCUCAUUUUCAGUUUAAGUAACUGCUGUUACUUAAGUGAUUAUACUUUUGCUCAAAUUGAAGCUUAAUGGAACUAUAAUUCUCAGGAUAGUAUUUUAUAAAUAAAGAUGAUUUAAAUAUGAAUCUUAUGAGUAAAUUAUUUCCAUUUUAUUUUAUUCCAGAUGGUAUAAUUAUUUUAAUUUGAUUCAUCCACUAUCACAUAAACAAUACUGCAGAUAUAUAUAUAUAUAUAUAUAUAUAUAUGUAUUUUUAUGUAUGUAUAUAUAAAAUCUUGCAGUUGGGGAUGUUUUAAAUUCCAAAGCCUGUGUCUUUAUGCCAAGAAUUGUAUUUACUGUAGUUGUAGACAAAUGUGAAAAUAACUUUGUGCUUAAUUAAAUUUUAAUUGGUUUAAAGAUUUGUUUAGCAUUUAUAAUAAUAAUAAUAAAAUCAUCUAGUUUUUCCAUAAAUGUGGCUUCAUUUAUUAGUCUUUUUUCCUUCUGUCAGUAACUUGAAGCUCAAAACUAAUACUUUGUAUUGGUCUUUCUGAUUCUAUUAGCUUACCAAAAAUAUACCUUCUUUCUUACAAAUAGACAUAAAUGACUCCAAGCUACAAAUUAAUACACUUUUAAAAAUAAAAAUGGAUUAUAUUUUAAAAAAAAACAGGAUAUUGUUUAGUGGUGAAUUUCAGAAUUUGGAAUUCUUAAUUCAGUCACUGGUUUUCUCUAUAGUUCUAUUUCUUGUUUUUCUCUUCAUUUGUAAGAUAAUGGCUUUUCUGUAGAGAAUGUUGAGAUUUACUACAGGAUAACUCUGUCAAGACCAUGUGCCAUCAUUUUGAGCUUUGGACCCAAUAUCCUUACGGGAAUUUUUCCUCAAUCAGGUCUGUGUUUUAUUAUUAGACUUGAACAUCAAUAUGAUUUUGAAAGGAAGGGAAAAUUAAGUAUAGCUAAUAAAUAUCUCAAUACUUAUGAUGAUAAUUUGUUUAUUUUUAGUUUACUGGAUUGUUUAUUUUUUUCACUGCCAAAAGGCAGAAGAUGAAACAUUACUGAACAAAGCAGUGAUGCAUUUGUAAUCGGAACGUUUCAUGCCAGCGUUUUUCCACUUGUCUUUGGGACACUGAUCUGGUGAGGUAUUUCCGCCCCCUCCCCACUUCCACCCCCAGUGCAGAAAAAAAUAAACAAACAGAAGGGAUCUAUGUGAAAUGUUUGGAAAAAUAGUAAGUAGAAUGAGGACUGUGAUGGCAUUGUUACAUUUGUUAUUUAAAUGCCAGCUUUCAGGGGAAAUAAAGACAACUUUUUAAAGUUGGAAAGUAAAAGGAAGAAGAGAAAUAGGAAAGAGAUUAUGCAGAAUAUUCUGGUCAAGUUAAAUUUUUGUUUGUUUGUUUGCCCUAGGGUAGGAUAGACCUGUCAUAGCUAAGACAGAAGGGAAGGACAGAAGAGAAGGCAAAAUUAAACACUGAGUGGUAAUAAACUGAGGGAGCAAAAUCACAGAGGAGGCAGGAAAGCACAAGAUGAGAGCACAGUGGGAGACAGGAAAGGCUGAUACAGGCUGACUAGCUUAAAAUACAUUGUCUAGAAUGAUGGAUAUUGUUAGCCUUAAAAUGUGUUUUUAUUAAAAUAAUACGACCAAAUGGGAACAAAUCAAGUAAUAAGAGAAUAGCUUAGAAUGAAUAGUAUAUUUUCCCCCUUCUUUUCCUUAUCCCCAGCUAUAUUUCCCAAAUAGUUUCCCUUUUAACUGUUCAUUAUUUAAUUCUGCUGUAUCUAGAAUUUUAGGGGGUAGCCUAAAUUUGAAUUCUUGAUUUAUUAAAUUUAUCAAUUUAUUAAUCCUUGAGAUCCAAAAUUAGGAUUUAGCACACUUAUAGUAUUCCCACCCCCAUCUUCUUUUCCUCUUCAAAUUUGAUACUUAUCCAGAUUUCAGUUUUCUGUUGUAACCUUUGUAAUUUUCAUAUACCCAAACCUCAGUUAGCAUCUUUCCCUUUCUUUCACCUUCCCUCCUCCUCUGUCACAGCUAAUUUCCUACAUUCUGUUAGCUAGGUGUUUUUAUUUUCAAGGUUGCUAGUAAUUAUACUAAGCCAAGCAUAACCUAUCUUCUGUAUUUGGUCUUCGGUUAAUCAAAAUUUGAGAAUCAAUAAAUAACAUUUACAUCAUUAUAAUUUUAUUGUUCAGUGUCAUGUACUAAGUAUACAUUUCCUUCUUUGUGAAUCCCAGUAUCAUAAUUACUGAGUCACUCAGAAGUGAGCGUUCUUAAACAUCAAGGUCAAAUUAAUCACUUUUGUUUACUCCUUACUUUCUUCCCCCAUUUACCAGUAGUUGCUUAAAAUAAUGACACAUUUUAGUUUGCAUUAUGUUGUUGUUGUUAGUUGCCAUCAAGCUCAUUCCAACUCAUAGUGGCCCCAUGUGGGUUAAGCUGUAGACUACUAGCUGAAAGGUUGGCAAUUCAAACUCACCCAGAGGCUCCUCAGAAGACAGGCCUGGUGACCUGCUUCCCAAAGGCCUUAGCUUUGAAAACCUUGUGGAGCAGUUCUACUCUGCCCACAUGUGGUUUCUGUGAGUUUGCUU
This is a messenger RNA of Loxodonta africana (African savanna elephant), 6825 nucleotides long. RefSeq names its product MIA SH3 domain ER export factor 2 (gene MIA2). The coding region runs from base 16 to 4251 and encodes 1411 amino acids. The record is from RefSeq and is a predicted model, not a curated record. Gene Ontology annotation, biological process: protein secretion; endoplasmic reticulum to Golgi vesicle-mediated transport; vesicle cargo loading. The transcript is spliced from 29 exons. NCBI's taxonomy places the organism in Eukaryota, Metazoa, Chordata, Mammalia, Proboscidea, Elephantidae. Gene Ontology annotation, cellular component: endoplasmic reticulum membrane; endoplasmic reticulum exit site. Gene Ontology annotation, molecular function: protein binding.